This is a messenger RNA of Geodia barretti, 378 nucleotides long. The record is from the annotation of a GenBank genome assembly. NCBI's taxonomy places the organism in Eukaryota, Metazoa, Porifera, Demospongiae, Tetractinellida, Geodiidae.
AUGGACGGCGUGCCGGCGGCGCUGCCGGCGCUCACCGCGGCGCAACUGAUGCAGGAUCGCGCCGCCCGAUUCGGGUUCGACUGGGGCGACGUGGGUGGGGUGUUGGACAAGCUGGUCGAAGAGAUUGCAGAAUUCCGGGAGGCUGGCACACCCGAGGACAAGAUCGACGAGUUCGGGGACGUGCUGUUCGCGCUGGUGAACCUGGCCCGCUGGUCCGGGAUACACGCGGAGGACGCGCUAAGGCAGGCCAACGGCAAGUUCCGGAAUCGCUAUAAGGCGAUGGAACGCCUGGCGUCGGAACGGGAGCAGGACUUUGUCGCGCUGCCCCUGGACGGCAAGGAAGCGCUGUGGCAGGAGGCCAAGGCGGCCGAACGGUAG